UGUUACCGCAAUCGCGCCGCCUGGUAACACUGUGCCCAAUUGGACUGUGGGGGCGAAAAUAAAAAAAAUAAAAAUAAGAAUCAUGUCGACGCUGCAGCUGGAAUUUUCGCAGGCAAUGACCGACUUUAAGAAGAUGUUCCCGGACAUCGACCGCGAGGUGAUCGAGGCGAUCCUGCGAGCGAACCUGGGGGCCGUGGACCAGACCAUCGACGCCCUACUGGCCAUGUCGAUUGACAACCAGAACGAGAAACUGCGCAAUGAACUGGAUGCUAAUAUCUCGCCCCAGCAGAGCCUCAUCAACCUGAACGAUUCGGACAAAGACCUCCAGCUGGUGGACACCACGGACGGCGGGGGAGCUGUUGCGGCCGCGGGUGCAGCUGGAGCACCCAAUGCCCUGCUGACCACUGCUGGCGCCUCCCCGAGCCACCAGAACACGGGCGCCUCGCCCAAGCAACGUCCACUGGGAACGGCCAGCAAGGGGAGCAGCCAGAACAACACGCCCACCAAGCGCAGUCGUCGCUGGAAUCCACCCAUUUUGGGACCAUUGCCGGCUGGCUUCCUGCGGAUCACACCCGCUCCCGGGCAGCAGGACUUUGAGCUCCCGGACGAGCAGUUCGCCCUAAUGCUGCAGAACGAGGAGUUCAUGAACCAGCUGCGCUGGAAUCAGGACUUCAUGAAUGCCCUCGAAAGGGAGCAGAGUGGCAAGGCCAAGGGCGAGGACGACGCCCCUUUUCAGGAGCGGCUCAAGAACAUGGGCAAGAUGUCGCGCAAGAAGUUCCUGCAGAUGGCCCGGGUCUUCACCUGGCAGCGCAACAAGAAGGUGACCACGGCCAAGCAGAUAGACUCGCUGCCGCUGCGCGAGGAGCCCAGUGACGACGAGGACCACCACCAUCACCACCAGCAGCAGCGCGACCAGCAGCAGGCGAGCCAGCAGCAGUCCAGCCAGCAACAGGGACAGUUGCAGCUGCGCAAGUGAAGCGGAACGUUCUGUUAUCUUAUCUCAAUGGCCAUAACGUGACGAUCACGUGCGCUAGUAAUCUCCCCAAAACGAAACGCAACCCAGACCCAAGUAAUCUCCAGGCAAGAACGAAAUCUCCUGUCCCAAUCUCAACACAAAGACGCGAUGGUAUUUCUUUUAGUUUUAACCUGAAGUGCAAUUUUCCUCCCUACCGUGCAAUAUUACCCCUUUCCUUAUUGUUUAUACACGUAUUGUUUACCCCUUUCGUUGUUGCCAAAUUAGCGUAGUUAAGUUUUAUCCAUUAUUUGUAAACGAAACUGAAUGCGGCCUCUUUUGAGCCGCGUUUGCUAGAGAACCACACUCGUACACACGUUCGACUGAUUAUAGAAAGCGUUAAUUAACCAAGCAUCACACACCAGGGAUCGAAGGCGAGUCCCCCAAGUAGAGCACUUUGCUUAGCCCAAAACCUAGUCAUAAAGCGGAACUUAAGCCACUUUUUGUACAGUAAUCAAAACUACCACUUAAUUCCUGUCUUAAAUUCAACUUUCCCCAUUUUAACUGCUGGCCAGCGCUUGAAAACCAUCUUCUAACGAAAAGCAUUACUUAUAUUGUAUACCCCGCGAAUCUCUCGGAACUUGCGUACCAUAUCAGCUGUGGAUACAAUGCAGUUUUACUACACCUACACCCCUACUUAACUCCGAAUCGCUCCUAUCGCAGAUCUUACAGUGGAUUAAUAUGCGUGCUUCGCACUAGCAAAUUAUUAUAAUUAAAAAGAUCGGCUAUUUGAUUGUAAUUGUAUAUGUAUAAAUAUUUGAAUAACAAACUUAUAUAACUAUUCCAAGUAUCAAAUACAGAUAUUUCAAAACUUCAA
Messenger RNA from Drosophila ficusphila, 1829 nucleotides. RefSeq names its product CUE domain-containing protein 1. NCBI's taxonomy places the organism in Eukaryota, Metazoa, Arthropoda, Insecta, Diptera, Drosophilidae. Gene Ontology annotation, molecular function: ubiquitin binding. The transcript is spliced from 2 exons. Bases 83 to 976 code for a protein of 297 amino acids. The record is from RefSeq and is a predicted model, not a curated record.